This is a messenger RNA of Leptinotarsa decemlineata (Colorado potato beetle), 3744 nucleotides long. RefSeq lists its product as uncharacterized. Gene Ontology annotation, molecular function: zinc ion binding. Gene Ontology annotation, cellular component: nucleus. The record is from RefSeq and is a predicted model, not a curated record. NCBI's taxonomy places the organism in Eukaryota, Metazoa, Arthropoda, Insecta, Coleoptera, Chrysomelidae.
UAUACAUAAAGAUUUACUCUGAUACAGAAAAUAUUUUUAUAUAUUAAAGUUGUUGAAUAAAUCCAAAUUUAAUUUUUGCUCUCGACAUAUGAUCCAGUACAGUUAGAUCGAAUAUAUUAAAGGUAAAUUUAUACAUACUGGAUUAGUAAGUAAAAGAUAAACAGACAAUUUUGUCUUUACUUUAGUGAAAUGACUACUGAAAGUCAGCAAAUAUGUAGACUGUGUUUGAAAGAAAUUGAAAGUGGUCUUGAAAAUAUAGAUGAUAUUCAGCGAGAAAUGUUGGAAGUUUUACUUAUAAAGGUGGACUGGUCUAUUAGUGAGCAUCCUGUCUUAUGCAGGCAGUGCUUUACUGAAAUGCAAGAUUCGUUCACUUUCAAGUCCAACUGCAUUGACAUAGAAGAUUAUUUAACACCUUUCAAAGAAAAUGUUAAAUUAGAUUUGAAAACUGUGUACAUACGAAAGAAAGAUGUACCGAAUCCCACAGAUGCUGAAGAACAUUUAUGUAGAUUAUGUAUAGAGCCAAUAGACAAGAAUGAGGCCUUCUCAAACAAAACUGAAAUAGAAAAAUUCAAGUUAAAUCUACCCGAAAUAGACUUGGAACUGACCACAAAUGUUGUUUUUUGCCCAAAGUGCUACAGCUCACUACAAAAUUAUUUCGCUUUUUCAGAAAAGUGUUUGGAAAGUGAAAAAAAAAUCCAUGAUUACUGUAAAAUAAUCAGAAGACGAGGCCGAAGGUCAAUUUUUCUGGACAAGUUCCUAGAGUAUUCCAAAACUGAUUCAGUGCCCAUUAUAAGGGAAGAAUCGAAUGGAAAACGAAAAAAAAGAUCUAAGAUAUUAGAGGACUACAAAUGUGAUAUUUGCUCCUACACAACAAGGAGUGCGACAUAUAUUCAAACACAUAAAAAAUCACACAUUGAUUUGCAAGAAUUGUUCGAGUGUACUAUGUGCCCCUUGAAGACAAAGUAUGAAAAUGUUCUGAACAAACACAUGAACACUAUUCAUUCUGAUCACACAUAUUCUUGCAACAAGUGUUCUUUCCAAACCAAACAUAAGAUAUCUCUAGUCAGACAUGUCGAAACACAUGAAUUGACUACAGUAUAUGAAUGUCAUUCAUGUCAUUUCAAAACAAAAUAUAUUGCAACGUUUGAAAGGCAUGUUUGCAAAACUAAAAAACCAAGACGAAAUGUCGUGACCCUUAAGAAUCCUUCAGAAAUAAAAAUGUAUAAGUGUGACCUGUGCCAAUAUAAAUCAAACAGAUUUGGAAGUGUGAAGAAACACAAGUUGGUUCAUAAGAAUCCUUCAGAAAUAAAAAUGUAUGAGUGUGACCUGUGCCAAUUCAAAUCAAAGAGAACUUUCACCAUGAAGAAACACAAGUUGGUUCAUGAAAAACCAGAGCAAACGAUUUACAAGUGCCUUCAUUGUGAAUAUAACACAUUCUCGACGUGGGCUCUGAAAAAACACAUUGAAACACAUGGAGAUGUUUUCAAUGUUAACACACUGAACAAAGAAAAGUUCAUAAGUAAACUUGCGAAAAGAUCGUACAAGUGCACCCAAUGUGAAUUUGCUUCUUUGAACAAUAGGGGGUUGAAAAAGCAUAUUGCGGCUAGGCAUAAUGGUGUCGUGGUAUAUAAAAAAAUUACACCAAGGAAAGUAGGAAAAACGAAACACAAAUGCUCUAUUUGUGGGUACGAAACACACAAUGGAUCUUAUAUGAAACUGCACUUGAGAAAGCACCAACAACCAUCUGAAGUGGAGAUGCAUAAGUGUAAUCAGUGUUCUUUCGAAACUAAAUGGGCAAUUUGUUUCAAACAGCACCAAAACAUCCACAAGGAUCCAUCAGAAGUUAGGAUGUACCAGUGUCCCAUGUGCACAUUCAAAACAAUACACAGAAGAAGUAUACUGAGACAUAAACAAGUACGGCACAACUUCGCGACUAAAUCCUAUAAAUGCAAAAAAUGCAACUUCCAAACAAAAUGGUCGAAUAGCAUGAGGAAUCAUCAAGUAGUGCAUGCCAGCCUCGUCUACAAUUGCACAAAAUGUUCAUUUCAAACAAGAUAUCCGAGGAGCCUCCGGAAUCAUCUCCGUGACCGACAUAAUUCCGAAGCAGAAAGCCAUAACAGUGAAAUAGUGCCACAAGCAAAUAGGGUUCAAUGUGCAGAAUGUAUGCAAUCGUUCAAAAGCAAAGAAACCCUUAUCAGACAUUUCCAACACAUUCAUAGAAAAGAUACUUUACCAGUCUAUAGAUGUGACGAGUGUCCCUACGUUACCAAUUAUAGCACCUGUAUAAAAGUCCAUAAAAUUAUGCAUACGGAUUCGGAGUCCCUAAACUUGUUUGAAUGCAAAUUUUGUAUUUUCAAAACUAAAUACAAAAGAUGCCUUAAAAACCACAUAAGUAGCAAGCAUGAAUGAAACGAAUUCAGAAAGAUAGAACUGUGGUGUGGAAUUAAUCUGAAAGUUUUCUAAACAUCCUUCACCAUGGUUCAUAAUUGAGUAUUUGCUGUUUGGAAGGGCUUCUUUCUGACCGUGCCACAUUUUGCUAGUUCCAAACUUUUGAAAGCAUGAAGAAUCUAAUGUAUUCAGAUCCCACAAGUUUCAGCGAUCCCACAGUAUACCUAAAACCAGUAGUGUCACUUUUGUCAUGAGUGGAUUUGUCAGCAUUUGACAUUUCAUACAGUUCUUAACAAGUGAAUAAUAGAUAUAAACUGCUCAACAGUAAAGUAAAUUUCAUACAUAAUUAAAUGGGUGUUUUAAAGUAAUGUAGAGUAAUAUGAAACACUUUGAAUUUUUCAUUCAAAUUGUUACAAGUGUACUCUCUCCUUGUCUAAUUGGUUAAAAUUUUGCAAUCGAUUUGAAAAUAAGUUAUCAAGGAACUAAUGGGACUUGCAACUUCAAACAUAGCUCAGAACUGGAUGAAAUGCAAUAUUUUUGCAUACUGUAUAAAUAAUAUAAAACGUAUAAAAUCGGAAAAAGUUCGUAAAGCGUGUCACAGAGUUUCUAACAAAUAAAAAGAAUUGAUUUGCUUGUCCAACCCAACCGGGCUUCUUGAGGUGCAACAACUGAAACAUACAUGUACGCAGGUGGUUAUUCUCAGCUAAAUAAAAAAUAAUACAUUGCACAAAUAGACGCCAGAUUUUCCUGCUGGUGGUUAGAUUGCUCGUAUUGAAACACAAUUCUGCUAGUUGUAACUUGAUUCUUGUUCUCUGAGGUACAUUGCACAAUGAUUUUUUGAUAUAAUUCAAUACCCGUUAUGGCACUAGAAAGGGGAGUAGUUGAUCAGACAGGUGUUUGCCAUAACAGCCUACAUAGGGACUAGAAAUGGGUGAAACAUCAGUCGGCAACAACUAUCGUUUCUAAAGGAGUGAAAGAGAGGAAUUGUUUUGUUUUUUAUAGUAUUCAAUGCAAGAAUAUUCGAUACACGGUUUUUCAAUAAAUCUUUGAUUGUAUUCAAAAAUAAUUCAAUGACUACAUAUAAAAAAACUGAUAAAAUAUUCUGACAAUCUGAUUAUUGUUGGAUAUGAGUAUAUAGGUCUUGAAUACAUUUAUAAAUAUAAGUACCAACUCGUUCAAUAACUUACAUUUUAAAAUUUGAAUACUGAAAUCAUUACUUGCAUCCCUUUACAAACUAUAUCCUAUCGGUAACAUCUUCGUUUUCUUUAAAAACAAAACAAACAAAACAAAACUUCUCUUCAUCAUGUUUCCACAAUCGAAACGUCGUCAGUCUGAAGCCUGUUACUAAGCGUUCUA